AUGUCUCAAGAAGAAAUAGAACCACAAGAAGAAUUCAUCACUAACGAAGAUGUCGAUCAAGAAAUCGUCCUAACGAAUGAUGGGACCGAUUUGCCACUACCAGAAGAAGAAGAAGAAGAAGAAGAGGUGACAGAACAACAUACUGAACAUGACGGUGAUAUCGCCAUGGGUGAAGCUGAAGGACAAAAUGGAGAAGAUAUCAUAGAGAUAGAUAUGUCUAAUAACUCUGUAUCAUAUUUCGAUAAACAUACAGAUUCUGUAUUUACUAUAUCUCAUCAUCCAACAUUACCUUUAAUUUGCACAGGUGGUGGUGAUAAUGUGGCUCAUUUAUGGACCUCUCAUUCUCAUCCUCCUAAAUUUGCAGGUACUUUACAAGGUCAUACUGAAUCUGUCAUUGCUUCCGGGUUCACAAUGGAUGGGAAAUUUUUGAUCACGGGGGAUAUGAAUGGUAAAAUCUUACUUCAUAAGAGUAAUAAGAGUGGAUCUCAAUGGAAACAAGUUUCUCAAUUACAAGAAGUUGAUGAAGUCGUUUGGUUGAAAUGUCAUCCUACAGUCCCAGGUAUAUUUGCAUUCGGUGCUGCAGAUGGGUCUGUUUGGUGUUAUCAAAUCAAUGAUAAUGGGUCCGAUGAUGUGUCACUUGAACAAUUAAUGAGUGGGUUUGCUCACCAACAAGAUUGUACCAUGGGUGAGUUUAUCAACCUUGACAAAGCUGCCAACGGUGAAUCAUUAGAAUUAAUUUCUUGUUCCUUAGAUAGCAGUAUUGUUGGUUGGAACUGUUUCACUGGUCAACAACUUUUCAAAAUUACACCAGCUGAACUUAAGGGGUUACAAGCUCCUUGGGUGUCUCUUUCAUUAGCACCUUCUAGUUUGACUAAUGGUAAUUCUGGUAUCAUUGCUGCUGGUGCCAAUAAUGGUGUAUUAGCGAUCAUUAAUUGUAAUAAUAAUGGUGCCAUUUUACAAUUAUCAACGGUCAUUGAAUUAAAACCGGAACAAGAAGAACUAGAUGCAUCAAUUGAAUCCAUUGCAUGGUCUCAAAACUUCCCUCUAAUGGCAUUAGGUUUAGUAUCUGGUGAAAUAUUAUUAUAUGAUACUACAACAUGGAGAGUUAGACAUAAAUUUGUCCUAGAUGAUUCAAUCACAAAAUUAAUUUUUGAUAAUAAUGAUUUAUUUGCCUCAUGUAUAAAUGGGAAAGUUUAUCAAUAUGAUUCUAAGACAGGACAAGAGAAAUUCGUUUGUACAGGCCAUAAUAUGGGUGUAUUAGAUUUUGUAUUAAUAAAACCGCAACAAAAUAGUACGACAGGUCUAAGGAGAUUAGUAACAGCUGGUGAUGAAGGUGUGUCAUUAGUAUUUGAGGUACCAAAUUGA
Molecule: messenger RNA, 1365 nt
Organism: Naumovozyma dairenensis CBS 421
Lineage: Eukaryota; Fungi; Ascomycota; Saccharomycetes; Saccharomycetales; Saccharomycetaceae
Gene: SQT1
Product: Sqt1p
Exons: 1
Coding region: 1-1365 (454 amino acids)
Molecular function (GO): protein binding
Source: RefSeq, a predicted model, not a curated record